AUGUCUGUGUUACGUUUUGUUCUCGUCGCCGCUGUGCUUUUCGCCACUGUAGAGUGUGCACCUUUCUUCGAUGCAAUAUACGAUGCUAUCAAUGGCAACGCUAGAAGAUCGUAUGGUUAUAACGGAUACGGAAACUAUGGAUACGGAGGAAACCCUUACGGCAAUGGCUAUGACAGCGGUUAUGGAUACGGCAACGCAGGUUAUGGUGGCUACGCUUAUAAGCCUAGGCAUGAGAAACAGCCCCCGCGACAAGAAAAGACCUUCAAGGACAUCUGCAGGGUCCAUUUCCCGGCAUCAGCUGACUUCCCGGGAAGAAAUGGGAUAGUGUGUCCCUACUGA
Arctia plantaginis is the source of this 339-nucleotide messenger RNA. NCBI's taxonomy places the organism in Eukaryota, Metazoa, Arthropoda, Insecta, Lepidoptera, Erebidae. The record is from the annotation of a GenBank genome assembly.